CGCGCAGAACAAUACAAGAGAAACGUCAACGAGACCACCGUGUUCGGUGAUCACAAGCCCUCGCCGAUUAACAUCAUCGACAACUGUUCGCUGUACCCCAACAGAGAUAUCAGCGAUAGUAGAAAUGUCAGCGUGGAGCCGAAGAAGAUCGACUUCUCUCUAGAAACUACAGACAACAAAACCCAGGAGGAAUUCACUUCGCUCAGAGAACUGGGUAUCACUCUGGACGUCCGCCAGGAGAAUUUCCCCGACAUCCUGACUCAGUUGAAGCAUGAGGUUAAGAAAGCGAGAAAUGAACUCGAGAGUUGCAAAUCUGAGCUAAAAAAUGCCGAGGAGCAGCUGUGCGAGUUUCCAGCUUUGAAGGAGGAGGUCGACGAACUGAAGGCCCUCCUGGAGAACACGAUGGCCACCAUGGAAAAAGACAAAAAGUUUUACGAAAAUCAAUUGGAGAAUUUCUCCACGAACAAGAAGCAACUCGAACAGAGGCUCACGGAACUGACGCAAGAGGUCAGCGAUAAAUCUAAAGACUUGCAUUUGCUCAAAGAAGACAUCCUUCGAAGGGAGAAUAUGAUAUUAGAAUUGGCUAAAGAAAAACGAAACUUGACUAACAGAUUGAACGAAUUGGAGACCAAAGUAGACGAGCUUCAGAACCGAAACGAGGCUUUGCUGCAAUAUGAAAUUGAGACGCAUACGAUGAAAGAGAAAAUAAAAGAAUUGGAGAAGUUGGAGCAGUUGGUGUCGGAGAAGAAUCAGCAGAUCGACAGUCUGAACCAACAUUUGGAUAGACUGGACGAUAUGCAGAGAAAUCUGAACGACAAAACUGAGGAACUGGAAAAUUUGAAAGUCACUCUACAUCAAAAGACGAAAGAAUUGUAUCAGGUGCAAGCGACGGUGUCUUCUCUGACCCACGACAUGGACCGAGUCAGCGAGGAAAACAACGAACUCAACAAUCAUAACAAAGAACUUAAACUGAAUAUGUCCAAACUGGAGAAGGAACAAGAGAACGCAUCCUUAAAAUUACAGAAUAGCGAAAACGAACUCGAAAGACUGAAUUCCAUCAACAACGAGCUGUCCUCCAAGAUUGAGGAACUAAAAGUUAUUAAUGACCAGCUGAAAGAUAAAGAGACGGAGAUUGAAAUCCUCAACGAAGACAUAAACGUCUACCACAGCGAGAUAUGUGCUCUGAAAGAGCAGCUGGAGAUAGUGUCGCGGAGUCCCUCCCCCGGCGCUGCGCAGGGCAGGGAGCAGGGCAGGGAGCAGAACGGGGAGCGGCGCGCGGCCCUCCGCCGCCUGCUGCCC
Papilio polytes (common Mormon) is the source of this 1299-nucleotide messenger RNA. RefSeq names its product major antigen-like. The record is from RefSeq and is a predicted model, not a curated record. Lineage: Eukaryota; Metazoa; Arthropoda; Insecta; Lepidoptera; Papilionidae. Gene Ontology annotation, cellular component: nucleus; Smc5-Smc6 complex; site of double-strand break. Gene Ontology annotation, molecular function: damaged DNA binding; single-stranded DNA binding. The transcript has a single exon. Gene Ontology annotation, biological process: double-strand break repair via homologous recombination. The annotation marks the transcript as partial.